Molecule: messenger RNA, 6262 nt
Organism: Lytechinus variegatus (green sea urchin)
Lineage: Eukaryota; Metazoa; Echinodermata; Echinoidea; Temnopleuroida; Toxopneustidae
Product: constitutive coactivator of PPAR-gamma-like protein 1 homolog
Exons: 16
Coding region: 181-3135 (984 amino acids)
Cellular component (GO): nucleus
Source: RefSeq, a predicted model, not a curated record
ACGCUUUGUUCAUUGCAUUUGAAGAGCACAUGGCGCGUACGUAAAUGGAUAAUGUCCUUCGUUUAUGUGCAUGUUCUUCGAACAUCCACAAAUUAUACAUGAUUGAGUAGACCAUUUUUGGAACCAAUAUAUUCUGUAUAUUAUUUAUAUUCUUUGGAAUGCUUUGAAAACGCUGGCGUCAUGGGUAUUCAUGGAUUUUUGGAUUACGUCGAGCGGAAUUGUCAGCAAGCAUGCACGCGAGUGGACCUGGGACAACUCGCUCGAAAGCGACUAAAUAACUCUGGAAAAAGGGGGAGAGCUUUGGUAGGACAAGAUCCUUUAUUGCUUGUAAUUGAUGCCAAUAGCUGCCUUCAUCGUCUAUAUGGCGGGAGCUUCACUGACUGGGUCUGUGGGGGCCAGUGGAAUAGCAUGUUCCACUUUAUUGACAACUUGGCCAGGGCAAGCAGGAGCAACAACAUGAAACUCAUCGUCGUCUUCAAUGGGAGCCUUGAGAAAAGUCGAAUUCCCGAGUGGUUAAAACAAGAGACUCAGACCAGAAAUACCGUGGGACAAGUGUUAGGACAUGUUCAUAACAAAGGCACACCCCCUCCCAAAGCCUGGUUUACUCCUCCCGUUGCCUUAGACACAUGCAUUCGCCUGGCCCUGCACCAGUGCGGUAUCCAGACAGUCAACACCUGCAAUGACCAUGCCCAUGAGAUGAUAUCCUACCUGAGGCAGAGCGGCUACCACGGCAUCCUGGGCCAGUCGGCGGACAUGGCCAUCUUCGACCCUCCCAUGUUCUUCUCGUCUCAUCGCUUCAAGCUCUCCAUGAAGGGGGAGAUCACCACGCAGCAGUACAACAUGGAGGAGGUGGCCAAGGCACUCAACCUGCAUCCCGACAGAUUUGUCAUCUUCGCAGCACUUCUUGGCAAUCACAUCCUUCUUGAUGAGGAGUUAACACUGUUCCACUGGUCACUCCUUGGACCUGAUCAUCCUCUUAACGGUCUCAGGAUGAGAGCCCAGCAGCUUGUCCAGCCACCUCUUGAUGCCAUCUUGCCACUGGUGGCGGGCUACGUCCGCAACAUCACCAAUAUGUAUGACCUGGAUGCCAUUGGACAAGACGUAUUCCACACAUACAAGGGUUGUAUCGAUGAGAAGAUACGCCACUUCAAGGCCAGUGUGGAAUUCUACUGGAGAGGGACCAAAGAUGCUUGGAGCAGACACAGAAAAGGACCACGGUUUAACUUCCGAUCCCAGAAACCCAAUAAGGGUUCUGAUAUGCAGAGGAUUGAGAAUGCAAUGGGCAAGGUUUCCAUUGAUGACAAAGACCAAGGACAAAAAUCAGAAGACCAGGAUGAGAACUCCGGCAAUGGACCGUCCCCCCACCAGAACAUCCCAUCCCUGAUGGAGCAACCUACCCCAGCCUUCCUGCAGGCCUCGGCCCCACCCCUCCCCAUGGUACCCAGGGAGUUGAUCCGCAUCGCCAAACACAGACACGACCAGGGACAGAUGGCACCGCAAGUCCUUCAGGUUCUCACAUCCGGUGAGAUCAAGUUGAAUUCAAUCUUGGAGGACGAGCUAAGCGGGGAAUUCCCUUGUUCUGUCCAGCUGUACCGUCCCGUUCGUCAGAUGGUGUAUGGGAUCCUCUUCAGUAUCUCUCAAAUCAACGAAGAGAUGAUGCAAAAGAAUGGCUCUGGAGAUCACCAAGAUCAAGGUCCUCAGAUUUGCGUGAAGGAAUGGUGGUCGAGGCGAGACACGCCCAUCCAGAAACCUGACGUUGUCUGUGCCAUCCCGGCCAAGGACUGGGCACCACCUCCUCUCAUCAAGCUUUGGCUGGGUCGGGAACCCGAAGACAAGGAGUACCGGCUGAGAGCGUUCCUCUCGUGCCUCAGGAGUGAUAUGCCGUCCAUGAUGAAGACACCUUACGUUCCAAAGCAUGCCCUCAUCCUCUGCUGUGUGGUCAGAUACUUACUGCACUUCAGCCCUCCAUUGUUCCGUAAACAUGAACUUGAUGCGAUUCUUGCCCAGAGUGUAUCACCGAUCCUCAACAACCCUUCAGCCCUUCAAGAGCUCAAGAUACCAAACAUCACAGCCCGUGGAGUCCAGCUAGCUGCUUUGUUCAUGCGUGGUGUUGAGACGGCCAUCUUUGCCAAUGACGCGUGCGGCGCCCCCAUUCCCUGGGAUCUGUGCUGCCCGUGGCUCUAUUUCGAUGGCAAGCUGUUCCAGUAUAAGCUUCACAAGGCAAUGACGUGUGGUAGCCUCAAAGAACUCUGUGAUGGAAAGAUGGACCAAGUUGGUAAGGUAGAGCGUAUGAAGCAGGUGAUCCUUGAAGGCGUGAUGCUCAACUUCAGACAUCCUAUGAUUCCUCAGAUGGGCCCUCCUGCAGGACCUCAGUUCCCCGGUCAAGACUUCUACUACAUGAGACCGGGUGCACCCAUGCAUCCCAUGCACAUGCCUCCCAUGGGAAGAAACAAACGUUCUAUGAAUGCUCGUGGUGGUCAGUUGGAAGUUGCCGGGAUGGUGACGUCACAAUGGGCUGGUAGUGAUGGGUCAAGACCAAGAAGUGGACUGUAUAUCCCAGGGAACCUUGCCCACCCGAGAGGACCAAGACCAAACCAAAGAAUGGGUUGUGGCAAUGGAAUGGGUCCAGGAAUGCACAUGAAUGCUUAUCAAGGACAAGGCCCAAGGAUGUGGGGAUAUCAACAGCAAUCUGGAAUGGAUCAGCAGAGACGGAACAAGAAGACAAAGAGGAAACCAAAGGAAGGCAAAGAGCGUAGCGGACAAUCAGAACCGGGGCGUGGUCGCGGUGUAACCAUCGAGCAUGACGAACCCCCCGUCGGAGGAAAGAACCAACUGGACUCAGAACAGCUUGGAAACCAAGGAGGUGCGGGCAACUCCGAUUCCACUACCAGUUCACCAUCCAGCUCCGACGAGGAGGGUCUGAUGUACCAUCAGGCGCAGCAAGACAUCAGUGUUUCACCGGGUAAUCAAGGGGACUUUGGCGGUGAGUUCCACAUCGAGGCUGCUGACCUUGAAGGUCAGGGUGAUCCGGUAUCGAGCUACCACGAGGGCGGGUACGACCUCCCCUCCUCCACCUCUACCAAGCAAGGUCCAUAUAACGGUGACAGUGUGGGGCUGGAUGAUGCGCACCAGUAACCCAUCCUAUGAACUCUUUAACUGUGAUGAUGAUGACUCAAAGUCAAAAACAAGUAUUAUUCAAUCUUUUUGUAUACAAAAAUCAAACGAAAAAGCAAAAAAAAUAAAAAUUCAUGUUGUACUAACCGCGUAAAAAUUCUGAAUAGGGCUCCAAGCCAUGUACAGAGGUUUAUUAUGAAAUAAACACUUUUUUUGGACAGUAUUUGUACAGUAUUGUAUGUAGAAGGAGGUUUGAAUGAGAUUCACGCACAAGGCAGCUUGAUAGGGAUUCUUGAGUGGUGUCCAGGGCUGAUCUUCAGCUUUCCUUUCUUUCGUUUUUAUAAUUAAAUCUUUUCAAUUAUUUAUAUUCCUUUUCAACAGUGACAUGAAUGAUGUCCUGUCUGUUUAGUCUAAGCACAUCUGCACUUAUGGCAAUUCUAUCCCAACCCAAAUUUCCAGUUCAGCGAUGAGAUCGUCGUCAAACUAUCCAUACAUGGGAGUCUUACUGUUGAAAUAGGGACUUUCAGUGGGCUUUGAAAUAGAAAUGAAAAUGCUAGGCCCUCCCCCUCCUUCGUAAUUAAAUGCUUUUACGAUUGACCUGCGAGUAAGAUUAUCCACACUUUUGAUCCUUAUCAGUAAUGCUGAGAACGUGCUGUGUGAUCACCCGAUCAGAAAUCCAAUUAGAAUAACACAUUGUGAAAGGUUUUGGUGCGGCGUUUCUCCAAUUCAAUGUUCCUUCUUGAUUUGACGUACGAUUGUACUACUCAACACUUUUUUUUUGUAGAAAGUAAUUACAGUGAAUGUAUGUCUUUGAUUGGUCUUGUUGACAAAUGUGUAUUGUUGUUCAUAUCCCCAUUUAUGCAUUGCUUGUGAGAACAAGAUUCAAACUUUGAAACUGACAUGUGGAAUUUUGUGUACACCCCUCCAUCUCACCCCCCCCCCCCCCCCCCUUGAACAGCACACCUUUAUUUCUAAUGUGUGCUGAUGUAUGAAAAUGGUGACUGCCUUUUUAUUAUUACACCCCCCCCCCCCUUCCCUCUAAACUCUAGUCAGCAUGACGCUAGUUCUGGUACCAGUUCAAUUGAUUUAACACUGAAGCUAAAUAGUACAAAAUAUUUUUUUGCCACGAUAGGAUAUGCUUAUGUUAAAGAACCUAUUUAUUUUUUUGUUUGCAGCAUGUACAAACCAGCAUUGUUUUUUUUUAAAUAAACGUGUCUAAUGUUGUACAGGACAGUUUUCUCUGAUAUAAUUUGAGCCGACAUACAUGUUUGAGAAUCAUUAUCUUUCUUUGUCUGUUAAAUGAUGUUGAUUUAAGAGAAGAUAUGGUAUAUUGUAAUGUUUUUUAAAGUUGACAAUUGAUUGCUUUUUUUUAAUGAGAGGACAGGACAGUGUUGAAAUUAUAACCAUAAAUUGUCCCACUGCCGGUAUAUUUUCUGAUUACUAAUCGAUAUCAUUGAGCUGUAAAACCAUUCUACUUUUAACACAUUUUCCUUUAAGAUGAAGAACACUUAACGUAAUCAUUAUGUUGAUAAAGUAAGCACUCUAUAAUUCCAUGUUGUCUAUAUGAAGACAGUAUCUUUUGAAUACUGUUAUUUACACAACAAUGUAUAAUCCAAUCCAAAUCGGUUUUCAAAUGAACAUAGGUAUUGUGCUACGAGUGAUCAUUUUAUAGAAACAUCUGUUCUUUCAUUUGAAUAUCUGUUGUAAUAAAUAUUUUGAUAUUGUAUGGAUCUGCCCAAUUUUGUAAGAGUCCAUACUUGAUUGAUUGUAGAAUUGUUUUAAGAAAUGUUAGCUUAGUACAUUGCAUUUAUGAAUGGCUGGUUAAACGAUGAAUAAAUUAUAUGGAAUACUUGUGAUAAGGUAACUUGAUAAACUGAAUAAUUAUUGUAAGUUUAAACUUAUAUUGACUAGUUAAUUUACUGAAGUCAUUUAUCUUGGUAUGUUUAAAUGAUUUAUCUUAUAAAUACACUGUACUGUGGAUAUAAGAAAUUAUCGUAAAAAUGCGUAGACAAUUCUUAAAGGUUUAUUAUAAGCUUAACUGAUCAGUAGUGAUUGUCUUAUGGUAGGUAUGUUGUCCAAAUUAUGUGAAAACCACAAGGAAAGGCUUCAAAAUUCAAUUUCAUUUUUGUAUGCUUUACCAAACCAUUGUCAUGAUGGACAGGAGAGAUUAAAAAACAUUGUUUUGAUUCUAUGAUUAUACUUUGAGCUUUGACGAGAGGCCGAAUCCAAUUCUUGUUGGUUAAAUUUUUUUUAUUUUUUAAUUUGUUAAAGAUUUUGAUUAAAAUCUACACAUCUACUCAUUACCAUCUUUAUUAAAGAAUUCAGUAUGAAAUGUAUAGGUGGCCUUCCCUUUGAGGAAACAUUGAUAUAAAGGAGCAUUCUCCUAAAUUGAUACAUAUACUCUUGUUUGUGCGUAGUAGUGGUUACGUGGUCCUGCUAUUAUGCAUAUUAAUAUUAUGUAGUCUGUCCCUGCACAAGGGAAGAGCAGAAUAACAGUUCCGGUGAAGCAAUUUACAAAUAUUUGCAGGUGGUAAUCAGAGGAACUGAUGCCAAGGCAUACAAUUCACCACCGUCAAAUUGAGAUAAUAGUUUGAAAAUCGAGGUUGGCUCUUGUAUGGCGGCGGUUUUGCUGUUGCCGAGAGAGUUACAGGCUCAUCUCGAUGAACGUACACCCAUGUUUUGGGUCGUUUCGGAAAAGCGGCACCUUUACCCAGAUCACGAAUGAUCCAUUUCAUGGUGCGGUAUUCUGAAACCUUGGCCUUGAAUCCGACCCAGGAGUUUGUGGAUGGAGGCUUGGCAUACAAGAGUCAUUCCCAUGAACACCCAUUAUCAUCAUUAUCUCUCCCACACUCUACUUAAAGGCUGAAGAGACAGAGAGAUAGAUAUUUAUUGAGCCAGAAUUCUGGCUUUGGGGGAAAAAAUAUCACAAAAUCAGACAAUAGAGAGAAGCCCGUAGCUUCUCACCCAGUUACAAACUGGAAACCAAGUUGAACCAAUCAUAUCCUACCUCAACAGCGGUAGGACGCAUUGACCACGCCCAUUUAAUGUGGCUGUAUGAAGGAAGUGCCCUCAUUGGUCAUUGCUCUAUAACUUUUGUAAAUCCGUGGAUGAAAUUCUGUGACACCUUUUUCUUUUUAUGUAUAUGUCU